CUUUAGAAUCGACAUAUUUCCAUGAACAGUGCUAGGAACAAGACAUAACAUACCGACAUGAUAAACACAUCGUUUUAAAGAUACAAAGAAAAAUAGGUACAACUCUUGAUACUUUCCUCAGGAGAAUUGACCGUCCGAAGAAUCGUACACCAAGUAUGAAAUUUACGGGGAUCAACAAACGGCUGGACGAUUCAUCAAAGAAAUUUGUGUGUGGAGCUGUUGAAGGGUUUUAUGGAAGGCCAUGGAGCACAGAGCAGAGGAAGUUGCUUUUUUCAUGGUUGAAAAAGAUGGGCCUGAACACAUAUAUGUAUGCUCCUAAGGAUGACUGCAAACACAGAGCAUUCUGGAGAGAACUGUACUCUGUGGAAGAAGCAGAGAACAUGACAAAUUUGAUUGAGGCUGCUACAGAGAACAAUGUAGAAUUCAUUUAUGCCAUUUCACCUGGACUUGAUAUUACUUUCUCCAACUCCAAAGAUGUACAGUGUCUGAAAAGGAAGUUGGAACAGGUUGCCACAUUUGGUUGCACUGGUUUUGCCCUAUUGUUUGAUGACAUUGACACUGAGCUGAGCGAGGCUGACCGUAGUGUGUUCCAGUCUUUUGCCAGUGCCCAGGUCUCUGUCACCAACGAAGUUUAUGAGCAUCUUGGUCAGCCUCACUUUUAUUUCUGCCCUACUGAGUACUGUACCUCUCGUGCUGUACCAGACAUGGCUAUGUCUGAAUACCUUAACACCAUCGGUGUCAAACUCAUGCCAGGAAUUGACAUCCUUUGGACAGGUGCCAAAGUGGUCACCAAGAAAAUCACAGUGAGUCACCUAAUGGCUAUUUCUAAUGUGCUUAGAAGACCACCCAUUAUUUGGGACAACAUUCAUGCUAAUGACUACGACCCUAGGAGGAUUUUCCUUGGACCCUAUGACGGCCGGUCACCAGAGAUCAUACCAUACUUGCGAGGUGUCUUGACAAAUCCAAACACUGAAUUUGAGGGAAAUUACAUUGCUCUCCACACCCUUGGACAGUGGAGUAAAUCCAACUGUGAUGGACUUAAGAAAGAUAUAAUUUCAGAUGGUGAGAGGCUGAGUCCAGUUGUUUCUGACAUAAAGUUGGAGACGGAGUGCGAGUUUGAUACGACGACAGAAGACCUGCCGGCCAGAUUGGACACUAGAUACCAGCCAAAAGUGGCUCUGAUGAUGGCUCUCAAAGAGUGGAUGCUGGAAUUGGACAAUAACCGUAUGCCUCCAGUUGCUGUUACCCCUGUCCCUAUCCCUCCACCAAAUAACUGCAUACCUCUAGCGGGUCCCCUAUCUAACCCUGCUGGGAUUCCAGAUGUUUACUGUAGUCUACCAGGAGUAGAGGAAACUGAGAACAAUCCUUCGUACAUGCAACCAACGAUGAACCCUGUAAACAGCCUUGUCAGCAGUUGUAGUAAUGGCAUUCCUGUAACAGACACAGAACAACCCUGUACUGUUGCUGAUAUUCUCGGGGAACCUAUGGAUUGUGCUUUAAGUGAUGAUACCUCAUCAGUGAACUCAGACAAUCAUGAACAAGCUUCGCUUGACAAUCUUAUGCAAGUUGAAGUUGUUGCUGAAGACUUGCAGAACAAAAAAGGACUGACAGCCUCAAAAAUCUGUGAUAAUAAAACCUAUUAUGAAGAUCUUUCUCUCCUCGUGGAUCUCUUUUACCUGCCAUUUGAACAUGGUACGCAGGGAGUUAAGAUGUUACAGAAUCUCAGAUGGGUAAAGUGCAAUGCAUUUCAGGUCACGCAGGCCCAGAAAAAACAAUCGGAAGUUGCAGAAUGGAUGGAAAAUGCAGACACUUUCAUAACCGAUGUUAAGAGAGUUCAAGACAUGGCCAAGCGUCUGUAUGAGGUUCCUAAUGUUUCACUAGCACACACCAUCUUCCCUUACGUUUGGGACAUCCUUGGUGUGUUGGAAACCUGUGCUGCCUAUGUAGCAUGGCUAAAGUUGGGGAGUUGUACCUUGUCAACCAGUGAAACGAAAGGAAACGACAAUCUUUCAUGGUGCUCAAACCUUUACAAGGAGGCAUUCUCUUGUGGCGAUUCAGAGCCCUGGGUCUUCCGAGGCGGUUUACAAGGAGAAUUUGAACGUUUGUUACCUACUAGAAGUGCAUGUGACUUGUACUACAUGCAACCUCCAGAGGUCAUCAUCAGGAACCAGUAUCGCUAUAGACCAUACUCGUCUAGUGAUGAGAGUGCAGUUUAUCAGAUCUGCCUACAGACCUGUGAUGAUGGGAUGGAUGGUACAGAAGUAUUUCCUGAUAUGCCAGGACUCAUAGGAGACAGGAUAUUGGGUGCAAUGACAUCCCUUAGUCCAGAGAACUGCUUUCUGGUUGAGGACGACGUUGGAGUUUGUGGGUAUGCUGUGGCAGCACUAAGUGCUCGGCAACUUCAGGAAAGGGCAAAGCUGGCAUGGAUUCCUGCUAUGAAAGAGAAGUACCCACUAGUCCAGAAAGAGCAGCCGAGCCCUGCUGAUGAAGUGAUAUCAAGUUUUCACAAUGAACAGAGAAAUAUUCCUGAGACUGUGCUCCAAAAGUACCAAUCGGUAGUGAGAGUGGACUUUAUUCCAAGUAGAGUUGUCGACUACUCUGUGCCUAAACGUCUAUUGGCCUGUGCUCUGAAUGCUAUCAAAUCGGGUGGAUCAGAAGGCGUACAUGUCGAAAUGAAUGUUGGGGACAAAUGUAUGAUCGACCAUUACAGAAGGAUUGGGUUCUUUCCGAUAACGUUACAACCUCAAGAUCCCGAGGAUGUUGUGUAUCUGGGACGCAUUAUCUAAGACAGUGGUCAUGUCGGGUUCUGCUUACUGCCGAGACAUGUCCAAAACCUAGGGCCAGCCUGCAAUGAUCUGUGAUGUAUUUUGACCAAACACUAGCUUAUUGAAAGCUGUGUAUCUUUUAAUGAAUAUUCAACAGUAUUUUAUCAUGUGUAUGUAUAAAUGCCAAUCAUUAUUGAAAGAAUUUUUAAAGAAAUAUUUAUAUGUUAUUUAUAUGUAUUUAAAAGAGAAAAGGUUGCUUAUUACAGGGUAAUAGUCAAAUAGGAAUAAUUUAUACCUUGUAAGAAGUGAAUUUUUUUCAUUACCUCCGCAUCUGGGAAUGAAUGUCGUGCUCAAAGUUACAGUAAACACAUGUUAUGAUGGUGAGAUUGAUCUUGUAAUUGAAAACAUUCAAUAAUUCAGUUGAGUUAUAAAAACAAAAAUCUUUGAAAUGUGAUCAUGUGACUUGGACAACUGUGAUUAUGAAAACAGUGGAUGAAUUGAAAGGUAUCUGGCAUAAAUUGAGUUGAUAAAGUUUCGUCAAUGUGUAUCUUACUUUUUUUCCCCUCCAUUGAGUUCUUGUAUUGCAUUUUGUCUCUAUGAAUGUGUUUGACUUAAUUUCUUGAGUCGCUAAAGAAAAGGAAACAUUUAACAUUGAUGUCUGUUGACGUGCAAGAUACUUUGUGGUACUAUGGAUCUGUCAAAUAUAAAAACAUAUAUGAUGUUGCCUUAUUUUCUGGUGUAAAGAUACAUUUUGUUACUCUUUAUAAAUGACAUUUCUGCCAGGGGAAUGAACAGUGUUUGAAGAUGUGUUAUACUUUUGAUAGGUGCUGCAGUAUGUUAUGUGAAGGCCUCUGAUAUGUAUGGGCUACGCUGAUAUGUAUGGGCUAUUCUAGAUAGGAAUGUAUUGAGGAAGUGAGUGGGGAGGAUCCACUUAUAAUUAAACAAGAGGUAGGGUCUGAAAUAUUUCACAUUCCUACAUGGAAAAUAAAUAAGGGUAAUGCCCAUUAAAAGUACCUCCACCCUCCUGCAUACAUUUAUUUCUGGAAAAGCCCCAUGACAUGUUUAAAGGUGUUCCUUCACCAUUUGUUGUUAAUUUCAAUAUCUCCCUACAAGCUGAACACUAGACCCAAUGAUUGGGUGUAAGGGAGGUAGAGACGGAAGCUAUUACAGUGCUACCUCCCCAGUUACUAACACUUACGAGACGUGUGUAGCUCAGCUGGAAUCGUUCGAUUCCCAAUAUUGUUUUACAAGACUCUAGUGCUUAACACUAUAGGAUAGUGGUUGUGAUUCUGGCCGACAUGUGAACUGUUCGGAGUUGAACAACAUUAUGCGAGAUUGUGAAUACAUACUCUGGUCUACAUACACAUUGUGUACAUCUUGAUCAAUAUGUCAACAGAUUUAAAUAAAGAAACAGAAAACUGAAA
Messenger RNA from Mizuhopecten yessoensis (Yesso scallop), 4189 nucleotides. Its product is annotated as protein O-GlcNAcase-like. The coding region runs from base 156 to 2786 and encodes 876 amino acids. The transcript has 15 exons. Gene Ontology annotation, biological process: glycoprotein metabolic process. The record is from RefSeq and is a predicted model, not a curated record. Gene Ontology annotation, molecular function: beta-N-acetylglucosaminidase activity. Lineage: Eukaryota; Metazoa; Mollusca; Bivalvia; Pectinida; Pectinidae.